AUGGGGGGAGCACCUUGGGUUGCAGUUGGUAACCGCACGCCCUGGGCCGGCGAACUGAGCGGCGCGUUUUUCUUUUCCAAGCUCAAGGAGGAGCACGGCAAGAUCACGGCGAAGUGGAAGGAGUGGGACGCCACGACGAAGGCGGAGUACUUUGACCUGGUUGGCGGUACGAUGGGCAGGCCCCCGGACGUCGAGGUGGAGCCGUGGGACGAGCCCGACGAGGGCGAGAAGCUGCGCGCCUCCGCGCGGCCACCGGAGCCGGCUACGAGGGUAGCCCUCUCGCGCUUCCGGCCGCAUACUCUCCUCCCGGCCAAGGAGCUGCUGUCCCUCGCCGAGUUCACGUCCAAGCACGAGUUCCUGCACCAGGCGCAGCAGCGCUUCACGACGGUGGUCCACAACAGGAACUGGCGCGACCUCGCCAUGGAGCUCGCCGAGGAGGGCUCCGCGGGAUCGCGGUCUGCUCCUCGUGGCAAGAGGGGCAAGGCGCGUGCCGAGGGCAGGGAGCGGGCGAGGCACGCGGCCUGGCGGGAGGCGGCCCGCUUCGUGGCGGUGAGCCAGGAUGGCGCCGGCGCCUUCCUCAGCGCCAUCCCCAUGCGGGAUGACAUGCGAAUGGAGACCUGGGCGAUGCGGAUCUCGUUACAACAAACAACCCGACGUGGACGCGUGCUUGGCACGGGCGGCAAGCGCUAUUCCGGCGAUGUCAAGGUCGUCUGCCGCCUCACCAGCAGCGGGGAGCACGGUCGGAAGGGCGCCUUUGUCGCUUUCGGCAACACCGAGGCGUUCUACCGGAACAUGGUCGUGGGGCAUGGGCCCUACUGCGAGGAGGGAGAGGGAGGACGUCGACACGUGCAGCUGCUGCUGUUCGAGUCGUUCGGUGGGUUCGGGAAGGGGGUCGGCGAGAUCCUCUGGAAGGCGGCGAAAGUGCUGCAGAACAAACUGACGCGGGCCCAGUGCCUCGAUGAGGUGACUUGGACCACAAAGAGCUGGCUGGGGCUGCAGAAGCAGCGUAUCUCGAGUCGUUCUUCACACGGCCAUCGCAGAGCAGAUUGUGAAUGA
This is a messenger RNA of Emiliania huxleyi CCMP1516, 1056 nucleotides long. RefSeq lists its product as hypothetical. The transcript has 3 exons. The record is from RefSeq and is a predicted model, not a curated record. Bases 1 to 1056 code for a protein of 351 amino acids. Lineage: Eukaryota; Haptophyta; Isochrysidales; Noelaerhabdaceae.